Messenger RNA from Lecanosticta acicola, 1469 nucleotides. NCBI's taxonomy places the organism in Eukaryota, Fungi, Ascomycota, Dothideomycetes, Mycosphaerellales, Mycosphaerellaceae. The record is from the annotation of a GenBank genome assembly.
AUGCCGUUUGGACUCAAGAAAGGCGAGAAGGGCGGCGACCUCGAAAAGCAGAAGUCGUCGCUCUUCGGCAGCGGCAGCCGCUCCAAGGCGUCUAAAUCCGCUUCUCCAGCGCCCGCUUCCAACAACCCCUACGCUGUCCCACCACCGGGGAACGACCCAUAUGCCAAUCGCGGCAACGCAAACCCGUAUGCCUCGCAGGCGCCUCCCCAGAAUGAUCCGUACAUGCGAAGUCAGAGCAGCCUCACACAACCUCCAACAAGCUCGUUCGGAAGCCUCACCUUGAACGAGAGUAGGAAAGAGCAGCCACCUGGCUAUGCCAGUGGAGGAUACGGUGCCGGCAAUGGACCUGCGCCAAAUCGACAGGAGAAGAGUCCUGUACCAACCGGGGGAUAUGGUGGUGCGCCAUCACGAUUCCAGAGCCAAGGCAAUUCGUACGGCCAAACUGGUGGUUAUGGGAGCGAUCCAUACGGCACUGGUAACUCUGGCCCGUCGAGAUACGGUGCUGGUGGAUAUGGCGGACUAGCAAGGACAAACAGCAACGAGACAAUGGGCACAGAUGCUGGCAGAAAUGCCCUCUUCGGCGAUGCUGCGGAUAGAGCCGCGAACAGACCGCCGCAGGAUUUGCAACAACCGGGCGAAGAUACAAGCUACAGCAAUACGGGAGGCUACGACUCGACUGAAAUGCCCGGUGGGUACGGUGCGGGCCCUGCCAGAGAGCUCACCGCCGAGGAGCAGGAAGAAGAGGACGUGAAUGCCGCAAAGCAGGAGAUCAGAUUCAUCAAGCAGCAAGACGUAUCCUCCACCCGAAACGCUCGUCGUGUCGCUGAGCAGGCGGAGCAGACGGGUCGCGAAACGCUUGCCAGACUCGGAGCACAGGGAGAGCGAAUCCACAACACCGAGCGUAACCUGGACAUGGCUUCCAACCAGAACCGCCUGGCUGAGGAGAAGGCCCGCGAAUUGAAGACCUUGAACCGGUCGAUGUUUGCGGUCCACGUCGCAAACCCAUUUACGGCGAAGAAGCGUGAAGAGGCCGCCAACGCCAUUGCGUUGGAGAAACACCAACGCGAGCGUGACCAACGUGACACUACGAGAGCAAACGCCUAUGAGUCAGAAGCGAGGAAACAGCAGCAGCAGAGAGAUCUCAACGGCAACGUCAUCCGCCAGAAUAAUCAGAGAAGCCUUGCGGAUCGUGCCAAGUAUCAAUUCGAGGCGGACAGCGAAGACGACGAGAUGGAGAAUGAGAUUGACGACAACUUGUACGUUGAUUCGAAGGUGUCGAGGAGCUUGAUCGCUAACAGUCAUACAGGGAUGCCAUCCACCGUGGCGCGCGAACGCUCAACCAACUUGGCAAGGCCAUGGGAAGUGAGAUUGACAGCCAGAACAAGCACAUCGAUCGUAUCAUCAACAAGACGGACAAGGUGGACGACCAGAUCGCAGUUAACAGGGCGCGUUUGGACCGCAUUAGAUAA